Ruditapes philippinarum (Manila clam) is the source of this 1236-nucleotide messenger RNA. RefSeq lists its product as uncharacterized. Lineage: Eukaryota; Metazoa; Mollusca; Bivalvia; Venerida; Veneridae. The coding region runs from base 109 to 1200 and encodes 363 amino acids. The transcript is spliced from 5 exons. The record is from RefSeq and is a predicted model, not a curated record.
AUCUGGCGUCGUAAUGACGUCACAUCGCAACAACGUUGGUCAUAAACAUUAUCUUAAUGAAAUCAUGGAAACGUACGACAGCAGCUGUGAGCAAAGGGCAUCGGUAUAAUGAGCUCUGAAAGAAAGUAUAGCACGUGGAGAGAUUAUGAGUCCGGGAUGUGUCACAUGUGCCAUCAUAGGAAAAUGAGGGUUCGAAAGCUCUGGUGUGAGAAACACAAUUAUUGCAGAUCUUGUGCGGAGUUUUUACCACGAUUGCGUAAUGGGGAUUUUUCGUGCACACGUUGUCCAAACUUUGGGAUAGACCCAUACCUCGUGUCACAGAGUGAAAAUUUGGAUAAAAAGAACAAGAUGUCCCAUUAUAUCAUAGAUUCAGAUGAAUCAGACGACGGUGACUUGGAGGGAAACAAUCAAAAUUUAGACGAGCUUCUCGAGACUCUCAUUAAACCAUCAGUUCAGGAAAACAACCAUUGUGUAAAAGGAAACCAGGAAGAUUUGAAACCUAUUACUAGAAAGAUGUCAUUUUUGCAUGUAUCUAUGCCGUCUGCUCACAAUGACGCCAUUGAAGAGACAGCGUCUGCACAGCCGAAUCUCAUCUGCAACACUGUUGCACAGCUUUUGCAUUCUCCAGAGAAGCUUCUUAGCCGACGUGCUGAACUACAGAGAAAAUGUGCUACCAAAAGCUUCUGUAACACCGAAACAGUAGACCCUCAAAAAGAGAUCCAGCCAAAAGAUCUUACCUCAAAAACAACAGAAAACUUUCCGGUUUUUAAGCCAGAUUCUCCAGAGUUGGAGCGCAAUACGUCACCAUGCAAAGAGAGGCUUCUUAGCCGACGUGCUGAACUACAGAGAAAAUGUGCUACCAAAAGCUUCUGUAACACAGAAACAGUAUACCCUCAAGAAGAGGUCCAGCCAAAAGAUCUUACCUCAAAAACAACAGAAAACUUUCCGUUUUUUAAGCCAGAUUCUCCAGAGUUGGAGCGCAAUACGUCACCAUGCAAAGGAGUUAGACCACGAAGCUGCCAGAGUGAUUCCAGUGAUUAUUCGUACCAUACGAUAUCGUCACAGUCCGAGACCGAACAACUUCGACACAUCAUCGGCAAAAUUGACGGACCGGACACGUCAAGUUCGAGCUCUAGAUCCAGCUCAGUUUCCUCUAACACGUCAUACGAUGACUUUUGGGACAUGGAAAGUGCAAAGUAAUAUAUAAAAGAAAAAAUAAACCAUAAUUUUGUUUAA